This is a messenger RNA of Epinephelus fuscoguttatus (brown-marbled grouper), 13169 nucleotides long. RefSeq names its product SH3 and multiple ankyrin repeat domains protein 2-like. Gene Ontology annotation, molecular function: ionotropic glutamate receptor binding; synaptic receptor adaptor activity. Bases 375 to 6026 code for a protein of 1883 amino acids. Gene Ontology annotation, cellular component: postsynaptic membrane; postsynaptic density; dendritic spine. The record is from RefSeq and is a predicted model, not a curated record. NCBI's taxonomy places the organism in Eukaryota, Metazoa, Chordata, Actinopteri, Perciformes, Serranidae. The transcript is spliced from 23 exons.
GCAGCAGUCGGGUUUCUCGUCGGGAGAUCAGGUUUAAAACGUACCCGCUGCCUCGCGCUCCUCUCUCCGUCCUCCUGUCCCUGCCUCGGCGCUCUCCUCCUGCCCAUCGCUGCCCUUUUCUUUCCUCCACACAUCCUUACUUUGAGUGGAAGUUUCCCCAGGCAGAGCUGGUCCACCGUCCGCGGUGCGCCCGGAGAGUCGGAGGCAUGAAGCGACGUUAGGAACGAGUGACCGAGGAAGGAAGAGAGAAAGAGGAUUGCAGGGCGAAGGGAAUAAAACAGUCUGAGUGAGAAGGAACCAGGAACGACGUUCAAGGGAGCCUGGGUGCAACAGUGGAACCUCCUCCUUGAGAGAGCUUUUCUCCUCUGGAUGUUAUGGCUGAAAUGCUGAAUCCGGCAGGCCUGCUGACUAUGCCCCGGAGCCCCACCUCCAGUGAGGAUGAGAUGGCCCAGAGCUUUUCCGACUACUCCGACGACUGUGCCUCCGACAGCUCCCGUGAAGAGACCAUUUAUGAGACCAUAAGGGCCACGGCCGAGCCAUCGCAGAACCGCAUGGACGACAUUCACACAAACUCGCUGGUCAUCCGUGUUCUCAUUCCUGACCUGCAGCAGACGAAAUGCAUGCGGUUCAACCCGGAUGCAACUGUCUGGGUUGCCAAGCAGCGGAUCCUGUGUACACUUAAUCAGAGCCUGAAAGAUGUGCUCAACUAUGGGCUUUUCCAGCCAGCCAGCAAUGGGAGGGAUGGCAAGUUCCUGGAUGAAGAGCGCAUCUUUCGCGAGUACCCCCAGCCAAUCAGCAAGGGGGUCCCGUCUUUGGAGUUCCGCUACAAGAGCAGAGUCUACAGGCAGCCCAAUGUGGAUGAGAAACAGAUUGCCAAGCUUCAUACAAAGGCCAAUCUGAGGAAGUUCAUGGAUCUCAUCCAGCAUAAUCAGGUGGACAAAGUGUCUAAGAUGUUGGAGAGGGGCUUCGAUCCCAACUACCAUGACAGUGAGACCGGUGAGAGCCCACUGACUUUUGCAGCGCACCUGGACAAUGCAGUAGAGUUGAUCAAGGUGCUGAGGAAUGGAGGAGCUCACCUGGACUUCAGAGCCAAAGACGGCAUGACUGCUCUCCACAAAGCUGCACGCUCCAAAAACAACAUCACACUCACGACACUACUGGAGUUGGGAGCUUCACCAGACUACAAGGACAGCCGUGGUCUGACUCCUCUGUAUCACAGCGUGGUCGUGGGAGGAGACCCGGGCUGCUGCGAGCUCCUGCUGAACCACCAUGCCUCAGUCUGCUGCCAGGACGAGAAUGGCUGGCAUGAAGUUCAUCAGGCUUGUCGUCAUGGCCAUGUGCAGCACCUGGAGCACCUGCUGUUCUAUGGAGCAGACAUGAGCGCUCAGAAUGCCUCUGGAAACACUGCUCUACACAUCUGUGCCCUAUACAACCAGGAUAACUGUGCCAGAGUGCUGCUUGUUCGUGGAGCCGACAAAGAAGUGAAGAACUACAACAGCCAGAGUCCAUUUCAGGUUGCCAUUAUUGCUGGGAACUUUGAGCUUGCUGAACUCAUCAAGAACCACAAAGAGACAGAUAUAGUGCCUUUCCGCGAGGCUCCAGCCUACUCCAAACGCCGCCGGGGUCCGUCUUCUGGUAACGGCAACGGAAACGACCAGUCCCCCUCCUCGUUAUCAGCGCCACGGGUCCUGCUGCGCUCCAACAGCGACAACAACCUAACAGUCAGUCAGUACCAGCAGCAGCAGCACGGUUCUCCUGGCAACUGGGCCCCCCAUCUGCAGCAACACGCCCAGCCCCACCCACACAGGGCCCCCCAGCAGGGUCACUCGCAGCCUGGCUCCUCAGCAUUACAUCGCAGCCUGUCACCCCAGCUGCUCCAGCAGAUGCCCAGCGGCAGCCCCAAUGGCAAUGUGGUGGUCCGGACCAUGGGGAGGGGGGCAAGGAGCCGGUCACCCUCCCUCAGCCGGCUGGGGGAGGAGGCCCGACGGGCUUUGCCCUCACAGCGCCAGCCAAGUCCUAGCAGUCAUGGCGAGGCAGUAGGCACCAGAAGGAAGCUGUACAGUGCAGUUCCUGGCAGAAAUUUUGUGGUGGUUCGUCCUUACACCGCCCAGGCCGAGGGAGAGAUCAACCUCUACAAGAGCGACAGGGUCAAAGUUCUGAGCAUUGGAGAGGGGGGUUUCUGGGAGGGCAGUGCCCGCGGCCAGGUGGGCUGGUUUCCAGCCGACUGUGUGGAGGAGAUCCCAGCCAAGGCCACCGAGGAGAGGAGCUAUUCCCGAGCGGACCGUGCUGACAGACGGAAGCUCUUCAGACACUACACUGUGGGCUCCUAUGACAGCUUUGAUGCCUCCAGUGACUGCGUGGUGGACGAGAAGACGGUGGUGCUCCAGAAAAAGGAGAAUGAGGGAUUUGGCUUCGUCCUGCGAGGAGCAAAAGCGGAUACACCCAUUGAGGAGUUUACUCCCACACCUGCCUUCCCCGCCCUGCAGUACCUGGAGUCUGUGGAUGAGGGAGGAGUGGCAUGGCAGGCGGGGCUCAGGACGGGGGACUUCCUCAUCGAGGUAAACCAGGAGAAUGUGGUGAAGGUGGGCCACAGACAGGUGGUCAACAUGAUCCGCCAGGGAGGGAACCGGCUCCUUAUCAAGGUGGUGACAGUGAGCCGGAAUCUGGACCCUGAUGAUACGGCACGCAAAAAAGCUCCUCCACCACCAAAGAGAGCCCCCACCACAGCCCUGUCCAUGCGCUCCAAGUCAAUGACAUCUGAACUGGAGGAACUCGACAAAGUUGAAGAGAUGACGCAUGCCCAGAAGACCUCACCUGUUGAUAUGAAGAUUGCCACAAUCAAACCUCGCCCAUCCAGUCGUUGUUUGGUGACAGCAGCUGAUAUGAACUCCAUGUACCAUGACCGCCAGGGAGUGGCAGUGGUGCCGCCCACUGUGCCAGGGGCCUUCCUGGGAAUACCUGAGAAGGGCACUAUGAAAAAGCAAAAGUCCAUAGGUACAACAGAGGAUGAGAAACAGGGAUUCCUCACACCUCCACUACUCAAGUUCUCCCGCAGCCUCUCUAUGCCCGACACCUCAGAGGACAUCCCUCCUCCCCCAGCCAUUUCACCUCCUUCACCACCUGACUACAACUCAGCUGCUGGCCCUACACCCAAGAGCUACGGCACCACACGACCCAGCUUCACCCAGAACUCACCCAAUGCGGUGAAGACCAUUAGCCGAACCACUGAUGUUGGUACGUUAAGGCGUGGCUAUUUCCGCCAGAGCUCAGAGCAGUUUGAGAGCACACGCACUCGAGGGCGCACACCAGUGCCAGAGAACCCUUACUCCGAGGUGGGCAAUAAGACACUGUAUGUGCCAGCCAAACCAGCUCGAAGAAAGGGCAUGCUAGUAAAGCAGUCCAACGUUGAGGACAGUCCAGAGAAAACGUGUCACAUGCCAGCAAGCCCCUCUGGCGCAGUUUCCAUGCCUACUACGCCUGUAGAACGGACAUGCUCCUCCAUCCCAAUCCCCACAAUCAUCGUUAAGGAGCCCUCCACCAGCAGCAGUGGUAAGAGCAGCCAGGGUAGCAGUAUGGAGAUUGAGCCCACCACCCCUGAACACCCACCUCUCACACCCACUGUUUGUGGGAGCGGAGGGUUGCGUCCUGAAGACCCUAUGUCUCUAAGCAACCCUUUUGCAGCAGCCAUUGCUGGUGCAGUGCGGGACCGGGAGAAGAGGCUAGAGGCAAAAAAGCACUCCAUUGCCUUCCAGUCAAUAGACAUGGGGGAUGAUGACUUUAGCAGUCCCACGCCAACCCCUCGCCUUCGCCAGUCAAAGUCCAUCGAUGAAGGCAUGUUCAGUAGCGAUGAGCGGCUUCGAAGGAUAUUGGGUCCUCCUGCAGCACAGCUUGGGCCCCCUGUUGGGGGCGGUAGUGGCAAUAUGACAGAUUUCAACACCCCUGAGCCCACGGUGGUGCGGGAACCUCUAAACACCAGGACGGGCCAGUGUCCCAACCUGGACAGUCCUGUUAGUCUCCCAUCCACCCCUCCUAAGAGCCACUAUAGGGCUAAUGGGACCUACCUCCAUCCUGUCACCGGCAAGCCCUUGGAUCCUAAUUCUCCACUUGCCCUGGCCCUGGCAGCUCGUGACCGAGCCAUGAAGGAGCAACAAAACCAUCCUCAGAAUCAGCCACCAAAUCCUCCUCAGGUUCAGCAAGCACCCAAGCAUGAAGCCCAGUCCCUUCCAAUUCAGCCAAGCCACAAACCAGACCUCAACCAACCGCUGUUCAUUGACACCAAACUGCGCUCUGGGAUUGAGACAAGUUUUGCUGCAAUCUCCACAGCAACCAUGGGGCGGCCUGGCCGAGGUGGCCUGCGGAGGCAGAUGACGGAGCAGAAGUAUGAGACUGAUGGGGCACGGGAAGAACGACAGCAUCAGGCAGUUGAGGAGAGGAAAAGCGCGCCGGCAGAUGUGGCAGAUGCAUCACAGCCCAAGUCAGCCGGGCUGUUGAUGGUCCACACCAGCAACGAAGCAAGUAACAAGGUCAACAAUCAAGAGGUCGAGGGGCAGGACAGCAACAGGCCAUCUGAGCUUAAGGACCCCAACCAACCUGAUCCUCUCAAUGCUACAACUCUGUCCGUCAAUCCCCAGCCACCUUCAUCACGGAGGAGGAGUAUUCCCUUAGGGGAGUCUCUGGAUGAACCCGUUAAGCUGCCCUUCCGCAUCCCCCCUCCCCCUCUGGCCUCAGUUGACAUUGAUGAGGAUUUUGACUUCUCAGAGCCCCUCCCCCCACCGCUGGAAUUUGCUAACAGUAUUGACAUUCCUGAUGAUCAGGCUAGUGCCAUUGCAGAGAUGCUUCAGCAACAGAGACGGAAUGGGGGACCACCUCUACCCCCCUACCAUGCUCAUGCCCCACCACCUGUCACUGAUCAACACAAACGGGUGGCAAACAGCAUGCCCCCCUCAUAUCCUCCUCCUCCACCUGACUCAGAGUCAGGGGUGGGUGACUCGGGCAUCGAAGAGGUAGACAGCCGCAGUAGCGGGGAUCCUCAGCACAUGGAGACCACCAGCACCGUUUCCAGCAUCUCCACCCUGUCAUCAGAGGGAGGCUUCUGUGACAGCGCUCUGGAGAGUCUUUAUGCCACCGCAGACGGGCAUGCCUUUCUGGUGGAUCGCCCCCCUGUGCCACCCAAACCCAAGGGCAAGUCUGUCAUCAACAGAACAUCACUUUAUCAUGACGCUCUCAUUGAAGAGCCCCCAGAGUCCUAUGGGUCACCACCUCAGGCCCCUCCCCCUCCCCCUUCAUCCUCUGAGCCUCCUAGGACUCCUACUCAAAGGACAUCCAAGCUGUGGGGUGAUCAGCCCCCUGAGCUGCGCAGCCCCCCAUCCACACCAGACUCCAAGAACACCGUUAUCACCGAGCUGAGCUCCAUUCUGCAGCAAAUGAAUCGCGACAGGCCAGCCAAGCCAGGAGAGAGCCUUGACUCCUCCACAGGGAACAGGGGGGGCUUCGGAACAAGGCCUCCCACAGACGACUCAGGAAUGCGUAACAACGCUGCAGUUGCUGCCCUUACCUCCACCCCUCCCAGCAGCCUCCCAUCCCAGACGAACCCCUGCAGCCCGCCAGACUCCGGCUCCUCCCUCACCCCCUGCUCCUCCCUGCCGCCCUCUGUGUCCCCCACCCUCACAGAUGUCUUCGGCCUGCCCACUCCGCCCAUGGGCAGUGGUGGCGGUUACAGCCUGAGUUCCUCGUGUGGCGGCAGUGGGAGCUCGCGCUCCCCAUCGCCACUCACACUGAUGCAGGCGGUGGCAGCCUCAGGCAAGCCCUUUGCCUCCAAACCCAUGGAGCUUUGGAGCAAGCACGAUGUGGCAGACUGGCUGGAGAGCCUCAACCUGGGCGAGCACAGGGACGCCUUCCUGGACAAUGAGAUCGAGGGCGCCCACCUUCCCUCGCUGCAAAAAGAGGACCUGAUAGACCUGGGCGUGACGAGGGUGGGCCAUCGCAUGAACAUCGAGAGGGCCCUCAAGCUGCUGCAGGACAGAUAAGCCCUGAGGAGAUGGGGUGGCAACAUUCGGAGUCAGGGCCGAGGAGAGGGAGGUGUUACCGAUCACUUUUACCAAUCUCUUCAUCAGACAUAAUCUCAAGUCGUUGAACUGGGUAGAAGUUUUGUCCAAGCUGAUGCUGCCUCUUGCUGUUUUUGUCCUCUCUCAUCCUCUGUCGCCCUCAUCUCAGUGCUCCGGUCUUGUCCGCCCUCUUCUUCCUUACCACUGCCCUGAGCAUCAGGGGAUCAUGGAAUGUCGGGCGGAAAUGCAGGGGGAGAGAGAAUAGCUGCUAUGUCACAUCAAGGAGAGCGAAAGCAGAGGAGGCCAGUAUGAAGGGGUGACCAGAAGUGAAAAAACUCUGGAAUAGUGUGUAUUCAAACACUGGAAAAAAUACUCUCCUGGAAGUUAUUUCACAUAAAGACUUGUGCUCACCCAACUGCUUUGGAAUACUAAAGACUUUUUCCAUACACCCUGGUGUGGGUGCAUGAAAAACCAGCUGAGCUGGUCGUUGCUCCUUUUCUAUCUUUGCUAGAGUUUGUUCAGAGAAUAAUAUUUCUUCACUAGAGUCCUACCGGAGUUAUAUUUCUGGGUGCAUCUAAGGUUGUAGAGAAAAAUUUGAGAUAGACUCCAUUUUUUUGCUUUUCACCUGUUUGUGUCAAAAUAAGAACAUUAGCUAACAUGUUUAAAUAAAUACUAAACCAUAUAUCAUGUCCAUGCACACACACACACACACACACACAUACACACACACACUUUAUGCACAGUGCCACACACUGACAAAUGAGGUGAAACACUCUUCACAGACAUACACACCCUAAGCAUGUAUACACACACUGUUACUGCGAUGGCCUUUUUCUCCUGAGAGAGCAAAGCGUGGAGAGACGUGGUCACCAGAGGAGGAGCUCUGCUGUAGCAGGGGCCCAGGGCCCCUCGCCAGUCUACACCUACCCGGUGUCCACCGCACCAUACAAGGGAAACCGAGGAGAGGACAUGAGGUACAAGAUGGACAGACAAAUGUUGGACUAAAAAAAUUCUCACCUUGAAAUGGCUUUUACCAGCUUGUCUGUCUGCAAAGGCCGUCCUUGUCCCUCUUGGCUUUUCCCUCUAGUUUGUAUGUAUGUGUGUGUGUGUGUGUGUGUGUGUGUGUGUGUGUGUGUGUGCGCGCGCGUGCGUGUCAGUGGUUGAUCCAAAAUGUCAUUAAGGUCAGUUAAGCUAUUUUUAUGGAUCUGCUAUAGGCCACAGUAUAGGGAAACUAGAGCUGUUCUUUACUUCUAUACUUUACUUUCUUCAUUCUGUCAAAUCUCCUUCCACUUCACUAUUAGCAGGUCAACACUUUGUGUUCAUAUGGCCCCACAGAAAAUGCUAAUGUAUAAACACCCUGUGAGUAUGUGGUAGAAGUUGAGGUUUAUUAGAGAGUGUCCCAAGGUUCAUGUUUAAAGGAAUAGUUUGAAAUUUUGGGAAAUACACUUAUUUGCUUUCUUGCUGUGAGUCAGAUGAGAAGCUCGAGCUGGGUGAAGAUAACCUAAAGGUCCAGAGACACUAAACCGACAUCAAAAAACCAGCGGCGACAACAGCUGACUGUUGUGUCGCCUCACGUCACCUGUGUCUUGACUGAGAAGUUGCACAUGAACACACUGCAAAGACUACAGCCGACAGCUAGCCAUUAUGUACGCUCUGCACCCACAUAAGAGGAAAUAACUCUCCACACCAGCAGACAGUGGUAGUCGAUAUUUAUCAUUCAAAAAGGGAAAUAGGAAGACCAUCUUGAUGCUUGUUAGCCAGUUACCAAAUUCACAACACAAUCCAAUGUUGAAAGAACAGAGCAUAUUUACUGUGCACCAGUGAACAAUAACAUAAAACAAUGGUUAAAGAAAAUGAUCUUACAAGUUUGUUUUGAUCUCACUUCCUCUUGACUUUAGCUCUUUAUUACUUUCCUCACUUCGUUUCUCUUCUCGUGUGCUGAGCUGAACUGCCAAUCAGAGUGAUUUCAUUCGUCAACAGGCUCCACAGUCACCAACGUCAAUUCAACUUGCUGAAUUGGUUAAAAAGAAAGCAGACAAAGGCUGACAAGUGUCAACAGUGCAAGACACACCACAAAGACUAGGACAACAGGUGCUUGGUAGCUUGCUAACAUAUUAAGCUAAACUGGUAAAUCAGCAUAUUAGCAUUGUUAUGUGGUCAUCCCCAUGUUCCCAGGUUCCUAUGCUCUUGAUAUAAACUAAGCAAUACACACACACACACACACACACACACACACAUUAUAUAUAUAUAUAAUGUAUAUAUGUGUAUACAUGUGUGUGUGUGUGUGUGUGUGUGUGUGUGUGUAUGUAUGUAUGUAUGUAUAUAAACAUUGUAAGAGAGUGGUACAGGCUGUCUUCACAGUUCCAAACUGCAAACAAAUGAAGGGAGGUGGACAUUUCAAAUGCAAUUUGACUGGUGAUCAUCAGUGCAGCUACUGUGGACAUAAAUGUCUAAAGUCAGGAAAAUUGUCUUGCGGGCAAAUUUGAAGGCAUAGGUUUCAAGGAGCAUAUCAUAAGUAGGUUUUAAGCUGUAAGUGAGUGGUUUCAGCAUAUGACAGAGAAAUAUGCAUUGCUGAGAAAAUAAAACUCUUUGAAAGGUCUUGUGACACAUUAAGAGGAUAUAAAGCUGGGGAACAUAGGACCCUGGGAACUUAGAUAUGCGUCCCAUUAUUAUUGUGAGCAUGUUAGCAUGCUGAUAUUUGCAUUUAGUUCAAAAUACAGCUGUGACUAGUAUAAAUUCAUAGAGCUGUUAGCAUGACUGUGGACUGAUGGGGCCCUAAAUAAAUUAUCUAUAGCACAUGGUUUAAAGCACUGGGUCCAACCUGGGAUCCUGACCCCAACAAGGGGUUGUGAAAGCUUCACAGAGGCUCACAAAGCCUUUGUGAUUUUAAGGGGUGUAAGAAAAGUUUUGUUAUAAAUAUACAGUUAGCCUAUAUCUCAGCAUCUCAUUCAAUUCUGUGAGGAAAACUAGAUUACAUUACGAUGAAAUCUAAUCUAAAUCCAAUCUAAAGUUUGUAUUAUUACUUUAGGUAUGAACUCAAAAAUAAAUCUCACAGGAUGCAUGGUGAAGAUCUGAACACAGCCUAUACUCACUGGGCCUUCACUCUCUGCUAAUCAGCCUUGUCCUGCAUCAGAAAAGUACACAAUUAAAACAACCAAAAAGCUAAUAAAACAAUGGCCAGGCGUCAGGGAGAGGAAAACACUAAAUUUGUCAAAAAAGAUGCCAAUUAAGUAUGUAUGAUGUUUAAUAAUAACAUUUUUUAAAAAAAUAACAUGUAAUACAGACAAAACUUUGUAUAAAAAGUUACGAAAAAUAUCACAAAAUACAGAAUAUCAAAACUAUUCUAUGAUUUAAUAUUCACAGGAAAAAAUGUUUUCAGAAUUACUCCAAAGCACACGUUUUACACAAACUUAUUGCAGUUAUUGCUUUUUGGGUUAAUUAUACAGUUUAUCAGUUGUACUAUUAUUGUAUGUAUUUAAUAAAUAUAUGAAAUAUCCAGAAAAUAUGUCACUUAGUCAUGGGUCUUUACUCAAUGAUUGACAAGUCAUCCCUGAAAGGAAAAGGUUUGGAACCACUUGUCUGAAGUGUAUGGCAAAAGUGCAUUUAAGGCAUGUCCAACCACCACUUUUGCCAGCUAAACAGCGCAAAAAUCUGGGCGCAAAUGAAGGCGCAAGGGGCAAAGGGGUUGUAUGUAGUUCCUUAAUUAAUCAUAGAUGUGUUUUGGGCUUAACAUGAAUUUAACCAAUCAGAGUGUCAUCUCCCAUUCACUUAAAAAGCAAGGUGUGCCUGCACCUGAUGCACUGGUGAAUAUGUGGCAGAUUCGACAAAUUGGAGCAGUAAGCAGUUUUCUGCUGAGAGUAAGAGCAGUAAUGUCACUGCAGCAAAUAUCAUUGCACAUUUAAGCAGCAAAACUAAAAACUGUAGUGAGGAACUUGACAGAGGCAACAGAACUUAACUUGUGUGUUAAUGUGCACAGCAUCUCUCUUAAUGGGGAGUCAGACAACAGCAUUUUACACAAUGUCAUUAAUACUUUACUCAAUGAUGUAUUCACCCACCCACAUUCCAUCCGUAUGUCCCUGUGCAUGUAACAAGCAGAGUGUAUGCACAUAGUCAACCUGCCUAUGUAGGUGCAUCUUAUAUCUGAAUAAUGUACCCUUUAGCAUGGAAAUACUACACCAUUCUAACUUGAGACCAAGUUUUUUUGGUGAAUGGCGCAGUUGUUUUCUGCUGCCUCAAAAUAGCAAUACACCAACAAUGCGCCAGACUACACCUUAUUUUAAGACCUACACACCCAUGGGCACAUAUAUUUGACAAACUAAGAAAUGAGCAGUUUUCUGCUUAAAGUAAUGCAGUAAGAGCAGUAAUGUCACUGUAGCAAAUAUCAUGGGACAUUAAAGCAGCAAAAUUAAAAACUGUAGUGAUAAACUUGACAGAGGUAACAAAACUAAACUUUUAGCAUCUGAAAUAAUCAAGCAAGUUACACUGCUCCUUGUGCCUAAAUGUGCACAGCACCUCUCUUAAUGGCAAGUUGGACAGCAGCUUUGCUCUGCUCUCUGCUGUGUUCACAUUUUAUACAAUAACAUUAAUAUUUUCCUUAUUAAUGAAGUAUUAUUUCACCUACCCACAUUCCAUUCGCAUGUCCCUGUGUGUGUAACAAACAGAGUGUAUGCAUAUUGUGAACCUACCUCUGUAGGUGCAUCCAUAUUGCACCUUAUUCAGAUAUCUGAAUAAUGUGCCCUUUAAAUAUCAAGAAAAUAUUGCACCAUUCUGACUUAAGACCAGGUAUUCGUUGGUCAAUGGCGCAAUCACUUUCUGCUGCCUCAAAAUAGCUAACCACCAAUAAUGCACCUACCCACACCCUUUUUUAUGACCUAAGCCCUCAUGGACAAACAGAUGGCUGCAAGUACAUUUGCUACUUAAACAACAUGGGAGCUGGCUGUGUAAAUGACAACUAGCGAUGAGAGUGACGCUGUGCUGUGCGCUGCAUUGCGCCGUAAGAUAGAGCCCUGGGUCUUUAGCUGGUUUACCUGUUUUCAAUCUUUAUGUUAAGCUAAGCUAAUUGUCUCCUGGCCCUAGCUCCAUAGUCACCUUAUCAUUUUGUCAUCAAACUCAGCAAGAAACUGAAGAAGCGUAUUUCCCAAAAUGUCAUUUGACAGCAUCUUAUUCACUUUAAAUCCAGUGUCAAAUCCUUUUGGAGGCUUUUUUAGCUUUCAACCAUUUGAAAUAACAUAAGUUAUAACUUAUAAUCUGAGGACUGAAACUCAUAGGUUGGCAUUUAAAGAGCUCCAAUUUUACUAGAAAAAUGAUGUGUUUUCUAUAUAGCUAACUGACUACCUGAACAUUUUGUACAUUACUCUUAAAGUGUGAGAAUUAAGACUCAAUAAGAGAUAAGCAUCAAGCUAAUCUCUUAUUGAGUCUUAAUAAGAGAUAAGCAUCAAGCUAAUUUGAGCUCAGCUUCAACCAGAUCGCACAUGAACCAUACAGCAUCUCAAACUGGAUCAGCUGUUCAGAGGAACACAGAGUUCUAGGAGGAACUACUGUUUCAGAUGGAAAAGGCCUUAGAAGAAUGUUUUCUUCUCAUGAAGAAGGCUGAAGACACAACACUGCAUUAACAAAGUUGUUGCAGACUGACACUGGCAGCCCCUACACAGAUUUUUCUUAGAAAUGUAUCAGUGGGUUCAUUCUUUGUAGAGCAACCUCAGCCAGAUGACAUGAAAUCCAGCUGAACUGUUGGCUUUUAGAGCAGAUGGAGAUUCUGUGGCUUCAGGGUUUUAUGUCGAAUUACGUGUUCACGUAAGUCCACAUGCCUUGUCCUGCCCUCUAACCACUGUGCAAAAAAUAACCAGAGAACAACCUGACAAAGCCGGCAGAUGUUCAUCAGUGUGAGCCCUGUGUGAGAUUAGAAAGGGAUAGAAACCAUUUCUGAUCUGUUGCAGAUGAACUUCAGUCUCUUUAACUACACUGGACGAUAAGCUUCUCCAAGUCCUAUAUUCUUAUCCAGUCUCACUGCAGCUUCAUCAGGAGAGACAACUGUUUUUAUAAGGGUCCAAUUUCAAAUCAGCAUUUAUAAAGCUGGAAAUGUGUGUGUGUUUGCUAGCAAUGAGUACAGGCUGGUCAGAAGUAGAAGUACAGUAUGUGUUGAAACGUGUAUAUAAGAGUGUUUAACCGGAUAAAAAUGUCUAUUUGAUUAUAUGUAUAACUCUAUUAAAAAGGUUUAGAGUUAAAAAAAAAAAAAAAAGAAAUUAUAUGAAGGUUGAUUUAUAGUUGCCAGAGCUGACCUGAUGACCACAGCAGUGGUCUCACUCGUCCCAUCAUCCUGCAGAGGAUGCCUUAAAUAGCUCACAGCUCCCUCACUCCACUGUACCUGCACCACUGUCGGUUGUAUAGCUCUGUAACGAAAAGGAGCUUCUGUUUUAUCUCAAAGUAGAUUCUUUCAGAGCACAUGCUCGACAGUAACCCAAUGUCUGAAAUAUAUAUCGUUUUAGAACACCCUUAUUUGGUUUCAUAUCACACUCCGCAGCUUCAUGUAGGUGCAGCUUUUGAGGAGACAAAUGAAACAUACACAAGCUCUGUGUUCUGUGAACAUUAGCCCUGUGGAGGCUGGCACGGGACAAUGCUGCUAUAAUCCUGUUCCUGUUUGAACAUGUAACUUAUUUUAAAGCAAACAGCGACGUGUCAGAGGGAGUAGAGAAAAGCACAGUAUUUUUAAAGAUUUGUAUAGAGUUAUAUGAAAUUUUAUAGAGGUUAUCUGAACAAAAGCUGUUUAACACUGACACGUGGAUUGCCAAAAACCGAAAUACUAUAUAGAUAAAAACGUGAAUAUUAUUAGACUUAUGGGUUAUGUAAGAAGCAAUAUUUAUUCUGAAUGAAUCUCCUUGGUUGUGUUUUAUUUUCCCAUUUUAAAGUUACAUAUCAUGACGCAACCUUUUGUCAGUGUUUUAAUGAAGUGUUGCCUAAAGUAGAUACACUCUCUACUGCUACAGUAGACUUCGGCCAGUCAACUGACCACAAAACCCAGGUAUCUUCUGACGACCACCAUCUGCCAGACCUCAUCUUCUGAAACCCCUCAGUCUAGAGUGUGUGUAAAAAAGAACAAAAUGUGUAAAUUAAAAAAAUAAAUAAAUA